AUGGAGAAAGGGUACCCACUGAAGCAAUCACGUGAAGGAUUGGGUUACAAACAACCCCCGCCAAUCCGUAUCUCCAUUAAAAGGGCACGUUGUAACUACAUUACUGCUAAAGAAGUGUCUACGACGCUUAAUUACAAGCCUUCUGUGUUUGACCGACUUGCGAAACCAACGACCUUAGUCUUUGAUAGGUUGGGAUUGCUGAAGAAGGAAAACAAGCGCCAUGGAAGUAAUGGAAGGAUUGGAGCACCUUUCUCCCUUAAAAGGGAGAUUUUGACCACAGACUACCCAGGUGCUCGUCCUGUGAAGCAAGUACAACGUCGCUUCAGACCUAAACUGGUUCCCUUGAUUGAAACCGAAGUUAACAAUCUUAUUGAGGCUGGUUUUGUUCGUGAAGUUAAAUAUCCUACAUGGAUUUCAAGCAUCGUCCCUGUAAGAAAGAAGAAUGGCCAAAUCCGAGUUUGUGUUGACUUUAGGGACCUAAAUAACGCUUGUCCUAAGGAUGAAUUUCCUCAUCCUAUCCCUGAGCUCAUGAUUGAUGCAACAACUGGAUACGAGGCGAUGUCUUUCAUGGAUGGUUCAUCUAGAUAUAAUCAAAUUCGCAUGUCACCGAAGGACGAAGAACUUACUGCCUUUCACACCCCUAAAGGUAUAUACUGCUACAAGGUAAUGCCUUUUGGUUUGAAGAAUGCUGGUGCUACAUAUCAACGUGCCAUGCAAAAUAUUUUUGAUGACAUGCUUCAUAAAAAUGUGGAGUGUUAUGUUGACGACUUGGUGGUAAAGUCAAGGAAGAAAGAUGAUCACUUGCAAGAUUUGAGGAUGGUAUUUGAACGGCUUCGGAGAUACCAACUCAGAAUGAAUCCGUUGAAGUGCGCUUUUGGAGUUACCUCUGGGAAGUUCCUCGGUUUUAUUGUUCGACAUCGAGGUAUCGAAAUUGAUCAAGAUAAGGUGGAUGCUAUCUUGAAAAUGCCCGAGCCUAAAGAUAUUCAUGAAUUAAAAAGCUUGCAGGUACUGGCAGCCCCCAUACCUGGAAAGCCAUUAAUAUUAUACAUUUCAGCACAGGAAAGGUCAGUAGGAGCGCUUCUCGCUCAAGGAAACAAUGAAGGCAAAGAAAAUGCGCUUUAUUACUUGAGUAGGAUGAUGACGCCAAAUGAGCUCAAGUAUUCGCCUAUUGAGAAGUUAUGUUUGGCACUUGUCUUCUCUAUUCAAAAGCUGAAGCAUUACUUCCAAGCUUACGUUGUGCGACUCGUCUCAAGAGCGAACCCUAUCAAGUUUGUCAUGUCUAAACCAGUCCUAAAUGAUUGGGAGUUGUCUGAUGAAUUUCCUGAUGAAGAUGCAAUGGUCAUAGAAAUUCAACCUCCUUGGAAGAUGUAUUUUGAUGGCGCUGCACAUCGUGAAGAAGCUGGCACUGGAAUAGUGUUUAUCACUUCUCAAGGAGAAGUUUUGCCCUAUUCUUUCACUCUGACACAACGGUGCUCCAAUAAUGUUGUUGAAUAUCAAGCGCUCAUACUUGGGCUUGAAAUGGCUAUGGAUAUCAAACAAUUGCAAUUACAAGUUUUUGGAGAUUCCAAUUGGCUUAGAGAGGUAACUAUUCAACACGUGCCAAGAAAGGAAAAUAAGAGAGCUGAUGCAUUAGCAGCCUUAGCUUCUACAUUAUCUUUGCCUGAUCAGACACAAGUCGCUGUUUGCCAAAGAUGGGUAGUUCCUCCACCAAAUGACUAUGAGGGAGAAAAAAGCGAAGUUGAGCAUAUUGCUUCCGUUCUUGAGGUUGAAAUUGAAGACUGGAGACAACCAUUAAUCGAUUAUCUUUGUUACGGUAUAUUGCCAGAAAAUCCUCUAAGGAAAAUGGAAAUCCGAAGGAGAGCCCCUCGUUUUCUUUAUUACAAGAAUACACUCUACAGACGAUCAUUUGAUGGAGUGCUCCUACGUUAUUUGGGGACUGACGAAUCCCUUCAAGCCUUGCAAGAAGAACACUCUGGAGUAUGUGGUGCGCAUCAAUCUGGGCCAAAACUUCAUUUCCACAUAAAAAGAACGGGGGAUUGGCCAACCAUGGUGAAAGAUUGUUUGGAUUACGCUUGGAGGUGUAAAGCUUGCCAAUUCCAUGCUAACUUCAUACAUCAACCACCUGAAGUAUUACACCCAACUGUUGCUUCUUGGCCAUUUGAUGCUUGGGGUUUGGAUGUUGUUGGUCCAUUGCCAAAGUCUUCUGGUGGACAUCUAUACAUUUUGGCUAACUUCAUCCGAGUCAAUAUUAUCUAUCGAUUUGGCAUUCCGCGAUAUAUAUUGACGCACAAUGGUAAGCCAUUUGAUAACAAGUUGAUGAAUAAAAUAUGUGAUCUUUUUGGCUUCAAGCAACGCAAUUCCUCCAUGUAUUAUGCUGCUGCCAAUGGACUUGCUGAAGCAUUUAACAAGACACUCUGCAACUUGUUGAAAAAGGUUGUUUCUAAGUCUAAGAGAGAUUGGCAUGAAAGGAUGGAAGAAGCUCUUUGGCGUCAAAUCCAAUCGUUGCGGCUUGCCAUUCAAGAAGGACUUACUGAUGAAGAAAAUGCUCGGUUACGCCUUGAAGAAUUGGAAGCUCUUGAUGAAAAGAGGCUAGAAGCUCAACAAAGCCUUGAAUGUUAUCAAGCUCGCUUGUCUCGAUCUUUUAACAAGAGGGUACGCCUUAGAUCUUUCCAAGUGGGUGACCAAGUUCUUGUAGUCAAAAGGCCUAUUAUUACCUCUCGUCGAUCUGGCGGCAAAUUCUCUGCUAAGUGGGAUGGACCAUAUAUCGUACAAGAGGUAUACUCAAGUGGCGCUUACAAGAUAGUUGACUCGGAAGGUUUACGGAUUGGCCCCAUCAACGGGAAAUUCAUGAAGAGAUACUAUCCUUGA
Messenger RNA from Nicotiana attenuata, 2868 nucleotides. RefSeq lists its product as uncharacterized. The transcript has 6 exons. The record is from RefSeq and is a predicted model, not a curated record. Lineage: Eukaryota; Viridiplantae; Streptophyta; Magnoliopsida; Solanales; Solanaceae. Bases 1 to 2868 code for a protein of 955 amino acids. Gene Ontology annotation, molecular function: nucleic acid binding; RNA-DNA hybrid ribonuclease activity.